Messenger RNA from Scomber japonicus (chub mackerel), 3390 nucleotides. RefSeq names its product sortilin-like. Lineage: Eukaryota; Metazoa; Chordata; Actinopteri; Scombriformes; Scombridae. Gene Ontology annotation, cellular component: Golgi apparatus; membrane. The record is from RefSeq and is a predicted model, not a curated record. Gene Ontology annotation, biological process: vesicle organization; endocytosis; Golgi to endosome transport. The transcript has 20 exons. The coding region runs from base 27 to 2453 and encodes 808 amino acids. Gene Ontology annotation, molecular function: protein binding.
CAAAGUUGUGCAGGCUCGUUGUAAACAUGAUGUCCGUAUGUUGCUUUUUGGCGCUCGGGUUGUUUUCGUGUGCGCUGUGUAGAGAUGGAGAGAAAGGGUCAAAGCUGGAGAGACUGCAGCCGGACUUCAGCAGUGAUGAGCAGCACACACUUAGUUUGAACAAGUCCGAGGUCUCGAAACGCAGCGCAGGACUGAAUGAACAGACAUGUACAGGUUUUCCUGGCGUGGAGUCAACCCUGCCAAACAACACCCAUACUUUCGCCUUCAAAGUGAGAACCAUGGGUUCCCUGUCACUGGCCUGGGUGGGAGAUGGAUCAGGGGUGUUGCUGGUCUUGACAACAUUUCAGGUGCCGUUGUUCAUGAUGCGUUUCGGCCAGUCUAACCUCUACAGGAGUGAAGACUACGGGAAGACGUUCCAAGACGUGACUCACCUGAUCAACCACACCUUCAUCCAGACUGAGUUCGGUAUCGCUAUCAGUCCUGACCACUCCGGCAAAGUCAUCCUUACUGGCGAUGUGUCGGAAAUCGGGGGAUUUCGACUGUUUCGCUCGCAGGACUUCGGCCUGACAUUUACCCCAUCUGAUCUGCCGUUUGAGCCCCUCAUUCAGAUGCUGUACAACCCAGGAGACUGCAACGCACUUCUGACGCUCAGUAUCACGUUGGACCUGUGGCUGUCUGAGGACUUUGGCACCACCUGGAGGAAGAUCCAUGACAGUGUUUGUUUGGUCAGAUGGGGUCCAAAAAACAGCAUCUACUUUACAACAAACUACAAUGGAUCGUGCAAUGAAAAGGGAAUGCUGGAGUUAAGGAAAACGGCAGACUACGGUAGAAGCUUCCAGACGAUCGCAACAAGAGUUUAUUCUUUUGUACUGGGAGGGCGCUUUGUUUUCGCUUCCAUCAUGACUGGCACGGGUACAGAACGUAUGAUCCAUGUGUCAGUGGACGGAGGCCAAGUGUGGAACAUGGCUCAGCUUCCUAAAGUCAACCAUGAGCAGUUCUACUCCAUCCUGGCAGCCAAUCAGGACAUGAUAUUCAUGCAUGUGGACGACCCUGAAGACUCUGGGGUUGGAACCAUCUAUGUAUCAGAUGACAGAGGAACCGUGUUCUCCAAGUCUCUGGAGCGUCACCUCUAUACUACCACAGGAAGUGACACUGACUUUACCGCCAUUGCUUCCCUCAGGGGCGUCUACAUGACCAGCAUACUCACAGAGGAUGGUGCUGUGGAGACAGUGAUCACCUUUGAUCAAGGAGCAAAGUGGCAGACGCUGCGCAGACCACAAAACAGCCAUUGUGACACUGAGACCUCAACUAACAGGCCUAAUAGAUGUAGACUUCACAUCCAUGCCUCCUACAGCACCACCAUGAAGAUGAAUGUCCCCAUGCUGCCUCUCUCGCAGCCCAGUGCUGUUGGCCUGAUUCUUGCCCAUGGCAGUAUUGGAGACGCAGAGUCAUCUCUCUUGCCUGACGUAUUUGUGUCUGAUGAUGGGGGCUAUUCGUGGCUGUUGGCCCUCAGGGGUCCACAUCAUUAUGCUAUACUGGACUCUGGAGGCCUGCUGGUGGCUGUGGAGCACACCAACUCACCUGUUAAUCAGAUUAAGUUUUCCACAGAUGAAGGGCAGUGCUGGCAUACAUAUAACUUCACCAGUGACCCCUUUCACUUCAGCGGUAUGGACAGUGAGCCCGGCUCGCGCUCCAUGAACGUCAGCCUGUGGGGCUACAGGAACGACUUCAGUAAAUGGGUGGUGAUCACUGUAGACUUCAGGAAGCUCCUCACCAGAGAUUGCAAUGAAGGGGACUAUGUACAGUGGCUUGCUCACUCUGCAGACCCUAGUGGAUCUAAUGAUGGCUGUGUGCUGGGCUAUAAAGAGACCUUCUUACGCCUGAGGAAAAACUCUGUCUGCUGGAACGGCAGAGACUAUGCUGUCACCAAGCAGCUGUCCCCCUGCUCGUGUACAGUGGAUGAUUAUCACUGUGACUUUGGAUACUACCGACCAAUGAACAGCUCAGAGUGUGUAGAGCAGGAGAAGUUGAAGACUCGACCUCUGGAGUUCUGUUUAAAUGGAACUAUCGAACAGCUACAGACCAGUGGCUACCGAAAGAUUCCAGGAGACCAGUGUGAGGGUGGUUUCCAGCCAGACAGGAGGGAGACUGACCUGAGGAGGAUGUGCACCAGCAAUGCCCUUCAUCCAAAUUCUCUGACUGAAACUGGUUCAACAAACACAGCUGUCAUAGUGAUGGUUGUCAUAGUGAUCCUGCUGACGAGCGCCAUAGCAGGCGUUUGGCUUGUGAAGAAAUACGUCUGUGGAGGACGGUUCCUUGUGCACCGAUACUCUGUCAUGAGGGAAAAUGUUGAGGCUAAUAAAAUUGAAGGAGUCGAUGAUAUUGACGCCCACUACAUGGAGACAGGAAAAGCACAGUACAAUGAAGAUUCAGAUCAGGACCUCUUAGAAUAAGGUGGAGAUUUCGGCCCACUCCAAGGCUCUUCAAGACUAAAUUUAACACAGUCUUUCCUGAUGCCUGGACACUCCUGUUGUUCCCACGUGCUGAUUAACAUCUGCUUCUCAAUUUUCGUUAUCACCUGGCGGCUGGAGGACCCAACAGCAGCAGGGUGACUCUCACAUUGCUUCCUUGUACCAGUUGAGGAUCCAAACAGCAAAAAAAAAAGGCAAACUGGUGACUUGGGGAGGGGGGACUAAACCCAGUGCAGGACAGAAGAAGGCUCUGGGGCCCCUGGAGAGCUUUUGUUGUUUCUGUCACAAAGAGUUCUGUAAAGACUGUUGAGUCUGAAUAUGUGCUCUGUAUGUUUCCUUUCAUGCUGAUCUAAGGAGAGAUGGCAUUUCAUAUGUGUGAUGCACCGCAGAUGCGCAAAACAGAAGACAGGACUUUGAGAUAUAUAGGCUUCUAGAAAAUGUUAUAAAAGUAUGUCAGAAUUAGGGAGCAACCAAGCAAUAGAACACAGAAAUUAAUCAAUAAUAUGUUAGCUCAAAGUCUGUGUGUCUGCUGUCAGUCAAGUAGGUUUUUUUUUUGUACUCUGUAAAUGUAAAACUUGCUAAAUGCAGCCCUGUUGUGCAGACCAUUUAAACAUUCAUUUUAUCAGUUUCACCUGUCUCUAAAAUUGGGCAGUAGCACAUUUUUAAAGACUACUCACCAUUCUUAUGCUUAGAAGGGAGCACUUUUCAUUUUAAUAGAAAUGACUGUGAGUAGUAGUACACCUUAAAAUGUUAUUUGUCACCAUUUUUUUUUACCAGUAAUGUUUCUGUUCUUACCAUAUACUGUUUUUGUUUUUUUUUGUUUUUUACAGAUGAGUAGUUUUCAACAAAAUCCCAUCAGGCGAUGCACUUUAUAUGUUCAUAACACUAAUUGCUUUUGUUAUGUAGCCAUAAUAGAUUU